UCAAAUCAAAUAUUGCAAACAACAAAAGAAAAUAUUUAACCAAAAACUCCCACAGAUUGCAUACAAAACCAACAUUGAUGAUAAUAGUGAUAAUUAGCAAUCUAACAACUGACAUUUAAUAUAACAACAUUUUUUCGAUUCAAGCAGAUUAUAUUGAUAAGUUUUGAAAAGAAGAAAACACAAAAUGGACCCAUCACCAGGAUUUAAAUGGCGAAAAUAUGGUUUAAUAACAUUGACAUCUAUAUCGAUAAUAUGGACAAUAAUUAUGUUCAUUAUUGUUUGCUCGCUUGCUGAAGAAGUGGCCGAAGAAACACAUAGAGAACAUCCUGAUAUUAAAGUGGAGACAGCUAAGAAAGCUGUCAUCAUUGCUGUUGGCAUCAUUAGCUUAUUCAGUAUUGCCAUUUCAUCGAUCGGUUUGUUUGGUGCAUUGAAAGAGAAUUAUUGUCUAUCAUUUACUUAUUCAAUAUUCUCUCUAAUAUCAUUGAUAAUCAAUUUCACUAGACUAUUCACCCAGCCCAUAUAUUGGGUUUCUUUUCUCAUUCGUCUUGGUAUUUUUGCCACGACAGUUUUAUUUGUAAUCGAUUUACGUCGAAUGCGUGUUGCUUCCAAUAAUUAUGCUUGAUCAAAACUUUAUUUCACAACAGACAGACUAAAAGAUCAAAAAUAACUUGAACCCAUUUGCAACCGAUAGAUGGCGCAAAAUGAUCUUAAAUAAAAAGGCACCAUAUUGUGAC
This is a messenger RNA of Dermatophagoides pteronyssinus (European house dust mite), 734 nucleotides long. RefSeq lists its product as uncharacterized. The record is from RefSeq and is a predicted model, not a curated record. NCBI's taxonomy places the organism in Eukaryota, Metazoa, Arthropoda, Arachnida, Sarcoptiformes, Pyroglyphidae.